Molecule: messenger RNA, 2441 nt
Organism: Platichthys flesus (European flounder)
Lineage: Eukaryota; Metazoa; Chordata; Actinopteri; Pleuronectiformes; Pleuronectidae
Gene: tubg1
Product: tubulin, gamma 1
Exons: 11
Coding region: 120-1475 (451 amino acids)
Biological process (GO): microtubule nucleation; meiotic spindle organization; mitotic spindle organization
Cellular component (GO): microtubule; spindle; centrosome
Molecular function (GO): GTP binding; structural constituent of cytoskeleton
Source: RefSeq, a predicted model, not a curated record
UUCCUUCUAAGCGGGAAGGAGCGGGCAGUGUCUCACUCUGCGGUCUGGUCCCCUUGUAUCUUUUAGCUAGCCAGCAGCUAGCAGGCUAGCUAAACCAAGAGCUGAACCAAGGACCAAACAUGCCUCGGGAAAUCAUAACGCUUCAGCUGGGACAGUGUGGAAACCAGAUCGGGUUUGAGUUCUGGAAGCAGCUGUGUGGAGAACAUGGCAUCAGUCCAGAGGGGAUUGUCGAGGAGUUUGCGACUGAGGGCACCGACAGAAAGGACGUGUUCUUCUAUCAGGCCGACGAUGAGCACUACAUCCCCCGUGCUGUGCUCCUGGACCUGGAGCCCAGGGUGAUCCACUCCAUUCUCAACUCCCCCUACGCAAACCUUUACAACCCAGAGAACAUCUACCUCUCUGAGCAUGGAGGAGGUGCCGGCAACAACUGGGCCAGUGGAUAUUCACAGGGCAAAAAAAUCCAAGAAGACAUCUUUGACAUCAUUGACCGCGAGGCAGAUGGCAGUGACAGUUUGGAGGGAUUCGUCUUGUGCCAUUCCAUUGCUGGGGGGACGGGCUCUGGGUUGGGAUCCUAUCUGCUGGAGAAACUCAAUGACAGGUACCCAAAGAAGCUGGUGCAGACAUACUCUGUUUUCCCAAACCAGGAUGAGAUGAGUGACGUGGUCGUUCAGCCGUACAACUCGCUGCUGACGCUGAAGAGGCUCACCCAGAAUGCAGACUGCGUGGUGGUGUUGGAUAACACGGCUCUAAAUCGCAUCGCCACAGACAGACUGCGUAUCCAGAACCCCUCAUUCUCCCAGAUCAAUCAGCUGGUUUCCACCAUCAUGUCUGCAAGCACAACCACCCUGCGCUACCCAGGCUACAUGAACAACGACCUCAUUGGCCUGAUUGCAUCCCUCAUCCCCACACCCCGCCUCCACUUCCUUAUGACUGGUUACACACCACUCACUACUGACCAGUCGGUUGCUAGUGUGAGGAAAACCACAGUGCUGGAUGUGAUGAGGAGGCUUCUGCAACCUAAGAAUGUGAUGGUGUCCACCGGAAGAGAGAGGCAGCCAAACCACUGCUACAUUGCCAUCCUUAACAUCAUCCAGGGAGAGGUCGACCCCACACAGGUGCAUAAAAGCCUCCAAAGAAUCCGAGAACGCAAACUUGCCAGCUUCAUCCCCUGGGGUCCCGCCAGCAUCCAGGUGGCGUUGUCCAGGAAGUCCCCCUACCUGCCUUCGGCCCACAGAGUCAGUGGUCUGAUGAUGGCCAACCACACAAGUAUUUCCUCUCUGUUUGAGCGGACGUGCCGGCAGUAUGACAAACUGCGUAAGCGUGAGGCCUUCCUGGAGCAAUUCCGCAAAGAGGACAUAUUCAAGGACAACUUUGACGAGCUGGAUAACUCCCGUGAAGUCGUCCAGCAGCUGAUAGACGAGUACAGCGCAGCCACGCGGCCCGACUACAUUUGCUGGGGCUCACAAGACCAGUGAAAGGACUUACAGGUGUUGAGUCUCAGCCACAACUCCUCAAUGAACACGCGCUCUUAGUUUAUUCUCACUCCAUUCAUCUCCCUUAUACACACACAUGUCCUGAAACAAACACAUUUGACUUAAGCUGCUUCUCUUGGAAAAAAUAUUCAUCAGCUUUUUGCAGCAUGUUAUAUAUAUAUAUGAUUUGUUAUGUGUUUGAACGUUCACACAUCCACAGUGUGCAGACUGAGGGAUGAUCGGUAACACCCACUGUCAUUAAAACCAACCAAAAGUUAAAAGGCUAAGUUCGGAAAUGUAGUUUAUACAAGUAAAUAGUCUUGUGAAGUAAAAGGAUGAGCGCUUCUUCUCUGCAAUUCUGUGCAGAGAGCAUAAAUGUUUUCUACAAAAAUCUAUUUGAUAGUUGUUUCCUUUUCUAUUUCUUUGCCUUUGUUUCCGCAAUUUAAGAACCUGUUGCCUUGUUUUGUUCUUUUUCUUGCCUGAACGCUAGCAGAGCUGAGUUACAGGAAAAUGUCCACAGACUAUAAAGUGACUGCCUUCAGUAAUUGGGAGUAGGACUGGCUGGAUGCAUGAUGGUUAAUGUCGGUUCUUGUAUCCCAGACAUUUAAAAUGGAGCUUGUUCCCAUAUUUGUGCUGCUGAUACUCAUUUGUAACCACUGUACAUGACCUGUAAGAAUUAAGUUGAACUUGUGUUUAGGCCAGAAAAUGGUGUAAACACAUCUGCUAUGUUCACAGCAUUGAUAUUUUUAACAGCAAAUGUCACCCAGAGUAAAGGGAAUUAAGUUUGUACAGAUGACCAUGUCUGUGUACAGGGCUGGACCUCACUGUAAUGCUUCAUCUCUAUGCCUGUAAAUAAACUUAAAAUAAUAUCUGGCUCACCGACGGUCUCUGUUUCCUGUUGAUGAAUUUACUCUCCCUUGUUGCUUUGCUUCUUGGACCUGCUGAAAAUAAACAUUGUUUUUGAUGUAA